Lutzomyia longipalpis is the source of this 466-nucleotide messenger RNA. RefSeq names its product U6 snRNA-associated Sm-like protein LSm7 (gene LSm7). Gene Ontology annotation, biological process: nuclear-transcribed mRNA catabolic process; mRNA splicing, via spliceosome. The record is from RefSeq and is a predicted model, not a curated record. Gene Ontology annotation, cellular component: U12-type spliceosomal complex; U6 snRNP; spliceosomal tri-snRNP complex. The transcript has 2 exons. Gene Ontology annotation, molecular function: RNA binding. NCBI's taxonomy places the organism in Eukaryota, Metazoa, Arthropoda, Insecta, Diptera, Psychodidae. Bases 72 to 431 code for a protein of 119 amino acids.
CCUCACAAAAUAUUGAGUGCGCGAACGUUUUGUUUACAAUUUUUGCUUCUAAAAAGUUUAUUUCCUGCUAAAUGGCUGAUAAAAGCAAGAAUCCCACAACUUCCGGCGGUGCUGGUGGUGAUGGCAAGGAAAAAGAAAAACGCCGAAAGGAAUCAAUUUUGGACCUCAGUAAGUACCUGGAGAAGACAAUUCGGGUGAAGUUUGCUGGUGGAAGGGAAGCAGCAGGUGUCCUCAAAGGGUACGAUCCCCUCCUCAAUCUUGUGCUGGACAAUACAACAGAAUUCCUCCGAGAUCCCGAUGAACCAUUCAAAUUGGCAGAAGAUACGCGAAAUUUGGGAUUAGUGGUGUGCCGAGGUACAUCAGUUGUCCUGAUAUGCCCCCAAGAAGGCAUGGAAUCAAUUCAGAAUCCAUUUAUAUCACAAGAUGCUUAAUUUCUGGGAUCUCAUUUAUUAAAAUGUCAUCUGUA